AUGUCUUCAAAGACUCAAGCCUCACUCUGCCCAAGCUUUUUUAACUUCCAAAAGACUUCGAUCCUCAAGCUGAACAACCAGAUGGUCGCUGUUUCUGUUGGUACAGAUGAGGAGAAAAAGGUUUUCUUGAUACACAAAGAACUCAUCACACGCUAUUAUCCUCAAAUAUUCGGCAGUAUCAAGAUGGACGAAACUGCGGCCCAACCAAAGGGAGUGUUUGAGGAAGACCCAGAAGCUUUUGUGGGUCUGUUAGAAUGGGCUUACCAUGGAAAGCUCUUGAGUAGUGCAAAUAGCAUCGACACUUUGUGGAAGCUCUAUGCAUUCGCAGAGAAGAAUGUACUCAUUCACCUCCACGAUAUUUUGAUGAAUCGCAUCGUAUCUUACUACAAGAACUCCAAUUCACCAUCCUUCCCGACGCUCGAGCAGUUCCAAUUUGGAUACAGAAACACUAGAAAGAACUCGAGAGCUCGAUUGUUCCUGGCCAAAUGCUACAUCAGCAUCUCCAAUGUUCAUAACCCCAAUUUUAGAAACAGAUCUACAUACAGCAACGAAGAGCUGGCGUACAUGGUUAUCAGUAUCGAUGGACUAAUGUUGGAUGUUCUGAACCUCACUAGACGAAGGGGCUGGAUAUAUAAUUUGGACUGGGAUCCCUGUCAAUCCAAUCCCUGCUUAUAUCAUCAUCACGCUCCUGAUGCGGACUGUCCUCAGUAUCGUGAAAGGUCUUCGUAA
Molecule: messenger RNA, 729 nt
Organism: Sclerotinia borealis F-4128
Lineage: Eukaryota; Fungi; Ascomycota; Leotiomycetes; Helotiales; Sclerotiniaceae
Source: the annotation of a GenBank genome assembly